Molecule: messenger RNA, 4490 nt
Organism: Lingula anatina
Lineage: Eukaryota; Metazoa; Brachiopoda; Lingulata; Lingulida; Lingulidae
Product: myc box-dependent-interacting protein 1
Cellular component (GO): plasma membrane; cytoplasm
Molecular function (GO): protein binding; phospholipid binding
Source: RefSeq, a predicted model, not a curated record
CGGCAAGAUAAGCCAAGAUGGCAGAGAGUAAGGGAGGUAGCAUAGGAAAGAUCUUACAAAAACGUGCAGCUCGCGCGAAAGAAAAGGUUCUACAAAAUUUGGGCAAGGCAGACAAGACCACAGACGACUUACUGGACGGCCAUGUGGAGAGAUUUGCUCGCCAGCAGGCUACUGCUGCCAAACUACAAAAGGAGUUACGGAACUACUUCCAAGCUGCUAGAGUUAUGUCCAUGGCCAGUGAAACCCUAAGCACAGUGCUUCUGGAAAUUUAUGAAGAUGAAUGGUCAAAGAAAAAUGAGAUUAAUGAAUGUUAUGUGAGCCUUCAGAUUAUGUGGAAGGACUAUGUAGAAAAACUAGAACGUGAAGUGAUCAACCCUCUCCAGUCUUAUGUGGACAGGUUUCCUGAGAUUAGGACCAAAAUAUCUAAACGAGGGAGGAAAUUGGUGGACUUUGAUGGAGCUAGACACAAUUAUCAGGCCUUGGAGCAGGCAAAGAAGAGGGAUGAAACCAAGAUAUAUAAGGCACGACAAGAGAUGGAAGAGGCUCGCAGAAUAUAUGAGGACUUGAAUGUAGAGCUUCAUGAAGAGCUGCCUUCUUUAUAUGAUGGCCGUAUUGACCAGUACUGUACCAAUCUGCUGUCACUGUCCAGCGCAGAAGCAAUAUUUCACAGGGAAUGUGCAAAGAUUGAAGAUGACAUAAGUGAGCACAUAGAACAGUUAGCAAAAGAAAAUACCAAGGGCAGUUUUAAAGUAGAGCGGAAAACAACAACAAAAAGACUUCAUGGAAGAGAGUCCAGUAGAUCUAGUGAAGAUGCAUCAAGUGAGGAAAUGAGUCGGCCCAGGCCAGUUCAAAAAGAGCAGCGCCAAGAAAAAAGUCAGUCUCAGUUUCAUGUAGAAUUGAGUGGCGGAGACAGAGAGAGUAAUAAAUCUGUUGAGUCAGAAGGCAGUAGUAGUAGGCAAAACCCAGGUGAAGUCGGGCCGCAGGAGUUAGCUGAACUUGAUAGGCCAUCCUCGCAAGCAUCUGAUAGAUCAAGUACCUCAAAAGGAUCUAAGCAGAGUGAGAGUAAAAUGAAUGGUCCCUCAUCAGAGAGAGAGGCAAGAGCUAACGGUCCCCGACAGAAUGGCAGUGCGAACAGCACGAUAGAGAGCGAAUACGACACGGCGUAUGAACCAACGUUACACUCUGAUGAGACAUAUGAACCAGUGAAUGUUAAUCGCAAAUCACAUGAUGAAGACGAUGACCAAUACAUGGAAUUAAGGGAGGAGCCGAGAGGGUUGUAUGGCGUUGCUGCAGACGACCCGGAAUGUUAUCAAGUACCUCCGUCGAAUUUGCCUCUCACAAAAUUGCCUCCUGGUGUCUUGUAUAGAGUUCAGGCUACUCACAUUUACACGGGAGAGGAUGUAGACGAGCUGACAUUUGAAACGGGAGAAAUAAUCGAUGUUGUUCCAUUUGAUGAUCCUGAAGACCAGGAUGAGGGAUGGCUCAUGGGAAUCAAACAGUCCGAUAAAACAAAAGGCGUGUUUCCUGCUAAUUUCACCAAACCCAUUUAGCCAUCUUACCUCAACCAAGUGGAGACAUACUGAAGAAUACAGAAAUAGGCUAUAGACUAAGUCUGUUUGUAAAUAAGAGAUACAUGAUCUUUGUGUAUUCCGUUGAAAUCUAGGUGGCAAUAUUAUUUUUAAAAAAAGCUGCUGUGUUAUCUGUAUCAUUGCUGAACACUGUUGUGCCUAUGGUUGUAUAUUCUCGCCUUUCAGAGAUUCGUAAAUAGAAAUGCACAGUUUGUAUGUAUAUAGAGCUAUUUGGCUGUUCUUAGUGUUGAGAAACAGGGAUUAGCAGGGUAGCUUAUUUUAGGGUCUUUGUAACCUCUUUAGUUGACUGUUUUUCAGAUUUUGAUACUGAAUGUACAUUGCACACAGCUGAUGUUAUGUUUUGUUGACAUGUUCUCUUUGCACUUUUCUCAGUCUUGUGUUUGAUUAAAUUAAAAUAUAUGUCAUUUGUAUUGAUCAUUCUUCAGAGCUGUAAGUGUUUGAUUCAAGUUUAAAGGAAAGGGCACUUGCACAGCUCCUUUUAUCUACCAAACGAGCUAAUCCGAAAUGUAUCAUUUAGUUUCUGAAGUGAAGCAUGCCAAGUCCAUUCUCUGUGGCAAUUUGAAAAUGACACAAAAUGAAAACGAGAAAUCCAUCCAAGUUGAAUGUGCAAUGUGUGUGUCAAGUUCCUAAUGUUUAAAGUCUUGCAUAAUAAGCGGUGUUCAUUUUUGGUAGUUCUGUGUUAAGCUUUACAUGUAAGCAGCAUUGUUUUUCUUCCAGUUUUAAACUGAGCCUUAAUGUUGUUGAACAAACGCUUCCAAGUCAAGUUGUAUGUGGGGCCUUCUGACACUUUUUCAUACCAGUGCAAACAUGACCUACGCGAUUUUUUUUUUUUUGAUAACUGUGGAUUAAAAUAUGAGUUUGUAUGUUGAAGGUAACUACCAUGUCUUUGUUGACAUUGUUUGAUUUGCAAUAUUGCAUGUUUGUACAUUCAGUUAAUUUUGGAUAUUUUGUGACAGCAUUUGUUGAAUUUUAUCUGGUGGUUAAAUAGUAAAAAAAUACCAAAUCAGGUGUCAUAAGUAACAUAACGAACGGUUUUUGGGGUGAAAGUACCCCCUUUGAAUGUGAUACUUUUUAGACAGGUAGAAGCUGUCUGAAAGCUUCCAAUCUUAAUUGUUUUGAAUCAUGAAAGAAUCUAAUCUUUGUGAUUGAUAUUUGAUUCUAAUGCACAAAUUAGUGGACAGCAGAUGGAGAGAAGUAAUGCAGUUAGUGAUAAAUAUGUUUGAUGAGAAGGCUUAAAAUUUAGCAUUAGAUGGAUCUGAUGCCAGUGAGCAGAGAUGAGAAACUGAUUAUGAAUGAUGUAUUGCUGCACAUCAUGUGGGGUGAAAAUUAAGGCAAGAACAACUGUGACAUGCCACACGAUGAGAGUAAGGAUGAAAUUUGUCAGUUUGCUAAUGGAUUUAUAUAUGAGUGAAAUUGCAAAUUAUGUAAUCGAUGCCAUUAAGUUAUAUCUGAUGGAUCUGUAGAGAGGGGACAUUGGCCAGAAUGGAUCAGGAAAUCCUAGUUUGAGAAAAAGAUGUAAUGGCUUGGUUUGAAUUCUCAAAUUGUUAUUGGUUCCUCACUGCAUUCAGUGAGGUGUUUGAGGUAACAUAUGAUGGUUUAAGUUAACAGGCAGCUCUGUUAAAAAUACAGAACCACAAAGAAUUUGGUGAAAAGAGUAAACGGUCUCUUUUGAGUCUAAACAUUGUUUUUGACUCUGUGGGCUGACAUUUGAUUCUUAAUCAAAGGGUCUAAAUCACUUUGAUUUCUUUGAGGAAGGAUCUCAAUGUCAUGCUUCACAGAUGAAAAAUUUUAGUCUCUUUAUAAAGUAUUUACUUUUUUACCAUUUUUUUAUCAUUAAACAAGAGACAAUGAUAACCUCAUUUCCAUGCUGAGAAGGUUCAACGACAUUUUCAUUUAAACUAUUAGUAAGGGCAACUAGUUAACAUUUGACUCUUUAUAGACAGGUUGUGAUAAGGGUUCCUUCAGAAAUAUGUAGAAAUGAUGUGUAACAAAAAAUAUAUUACUUAAGAUUAAGAUUCUUAUGACAUUAGGUCAGAAUCAGAAUCAUGUGUUCAUUCAAAUUAAAAAUUGCAUUUUGUCUUUGUCUUAUAUGUAAACCAAACAAUUGAGCGUUACUUAAUCACAUUUUUCAACUUUAUUAAAUUUUGUAUUCUGACUUCUCAGUUAUUAUGAACAGGUGAUGGGAAAAAUUGUCACACUUAUUUGCUGAUACAAAUAUUUGAUAUUUUCAUAAUUAUUGAUAUAUAUAUUCUGUAGAUACGAGUGGCUUUUCAUUUUAAUAAUGAAAUUUUCUUUGUAGUAUAAUGAUUGAAGUUUGAAUAUUGCAUUAUCAAAAUGAAAAGUGUAGAGGUUGAGAGUUAUAUACAUAUUAUAUAUAUUGAAAUUUGUAUAUUAUGUACUAUGUAUAAAUGGUAUUGUUAUAUAGAAAAUACAUAUAGCAAAAUGAAGUCAUCACAUGUACGCGGAGUUGGAAGAAUGGUGUGGAAUGAUGGUUAUGAAAAGAACAUUUUUACAUGUGUUAUUACUUUUUCCAGUUUGAAUUGUAUCCAAGUCCAUUCUGCUUAUGGGACCAUUUUUAUACUUGUCAAUAUUUGGCAAGAGGCAUUAUGAUGAUAAUUUCUGUAAAAGAAUAUAAUAUGGUUUAGACAAUUAUGUGGAAAUACCCUGAACAUCUGUAUAAAAUUAUUUACUUUAAAGGACAUAAAUGUUUGAAAUUGGACAGAUGUCAUAGGUAGGAAUGCAGACUUAAUUAGAUGUGACUUGUUUAAAGACUUGCCUGUCUAGGCAGUACAUUUGUGUCACAUGAAAAUGUCAAACUUGAGUUUACAAUGUGAUAAGUUAUUGUAGGUAAAUUUGUUAUCCAAGUCUCAUUUAGAUUUAAGUCACAUAAGUUUCUUGAUA